Molecule: messenger RNA, 1050 nt
Organism: Peronospora matthiolae
Lineage: Eukaryota; Oomycota; Peronosporomycetes; Peronosporales; Peronosporaceae
Source: the annotation of a GenBank genome assembly
AUGGAGCGCGAAGACAUUACUGCUCCUUCGCUAUUAGCCACGUCAAGCGGUAGACACCAAUUGCAAUACCAAGUCCGGAUUUUGGUCAAUGGAGUGGCGGCAAGCACGGUUCAAGCUAUAUUGGCGUCUAGUGUGGCUUGUACGGUCACAUCCGUGUCUCGUGGGUGCCCACUCGGCUCGGAGGCAUAUGAUUCCAACUUUUUCGUGGCAACUUUUGAUAUGGUGUCAUGUCCCGAGCAACUCAAGCUGGUCACGCACAUCGCAACAUCCGAAACGGAGAUCUUUCUCCACCAUUUUCGUCACUUUCAACGCGUUCCCUGUUUUUCCUGCUAUUCGCCAUAUCACUCGAGUGCUAAGUGUGGUGGACGCAAAGGCGCUUUUCAAAUUCAGCAUCACCGAGAAUUUACUGGUAUUCCAAUAGCUCCUCCUCACGUCAGUGGGUUGACUUUUAACCACUUGGACGUUGCCGGUCGCCUGCAGCAUGUCUCUGGACUGGCGGAUACUUUGGUGGCAACCACGGCGAAAUUAAAGGCUGAUGGCAACAAGGCCCCACUGUUAAGUGAGGUCUCGCAGGUACCUCCUUGUGCUGGGCAGUCGUCAGUUCCGAACACGUCUCCGCUUGCCGGUGGACAGGCCGUUCGGGGCGGGGCUACUCGCGUCAGUGGUCCAAUGACGAACGAUCGGGCAACAGGACCUGCUGUGAAGCUACCCAAGCAUCCGCAGUUCAACAAAGAUGGAGGUGCAAGAAAGUCACCACUCCCGAAGUCGAAGGCUGUUGCCCAAACUAUUUCCACGAACACGGUCGCUGACAAAAAGAAACCACCUCAACAGACUAAGGCAACUGUUCGUCAAAAAGGGCAAUCGACCACGGUCCAUUCUUCGCCACCACCCUCCGCUUCUUCGAAGGCGGACACCCAGCGCACUCUGGCGAUUCGGGAACUGGACCACAUAUUGAGUGGUGCUCAUGAGGAAGUUGCAGAACCUGCACCUAUUGAUCCGGGGGUCGAUUCGGCGCUGCCUUCGACGAAUUUAAAAGAGGGGGACCCUUGA